This is a messenger RNA of Megalobrama amblycephala (Wuchang bream), 3247 nucleotides long. RefSeq names its product trace amine-associated receptor 13c-like. Gene Ontology annotation, cellular component: membrane. The transcript has a single exon. The record is from RefSeq and is a predicted model, not a curated record. Gene Ontology annotation, biological process: G protein-coupled receptor signaling pathway. Gene Ontology annotation, molecular function: trace-amine receptor activity. Bases 1152 to 2144 code for a protein of 330 amino acids. Lineage: Eukaryota; Metazoa; Chordata; Actinopteri; Cypriniformes; Xenocyprididae.
UAUACACAUAUAUAUGAUUAUUAUUUUGUAUAUGAGGAUACUCUAUGCUGUUUAUAUACUUUUAGAAUUUAAAUACUUUUAGUAUAGCAUGUCACACUGCUUGAAAUUUCAUGUCAAUUACCCACAUAACUUUUUAUAAAUGUUUAUUCAAAACAAAUAAACUUCAACAAAAUCAAUGUAAACAAACAGUGGGGCAAACCUGUGCAAAAUUGGAAAAAAAAAUAUCUGAAAAUAAAUGUGAAAAAAAUAAAGUUCACAUCAAAUGAAAUAAUUUAAAUGGGGACUAUAGAAACAUAGUACUUAUAAUAUACUUGGUGUGUUUUGACCAGAGGAGCCAGGGUCUAAAUAAAGUUCCGGGUAAAAAUUCCCCCUCAAAAAGUCUUUGCUCGCGAGGUAGUACUUUUUCAAAGUUCAGGUACUUUCAGGGGUGGGGCUUGGGCACUGAACAAGCUGAUUGUUUGAGUUCAUGCAGCAUUUUGAUUGGCUGACUCCACGCAGCAUUUUAUUUCAACCACCAUUUUUAAAAGUCUGUUUACGUUCAGCGCUUCUAGGUUCUACAUCAGAACAGCGAUUCAUUAUUGGCCAACGCUGUACAUGUGAGCACCGUGACGUAUACGUGUGAUGUUGACGCAGGAGCUGGCCAAUAAUUAAUCUGCAUUCUGACGUAGAACCCAGAAGCGCUGAAUGUAAACAGCGUAGGAGACUGACAGGGAAGAGACAAAUUUGUUUGAGCCAGAGAGCUCUUGAAUUUCAUCAAAAAUAUUUUAAUUUGUGUUCUGAAGAUGAAUGAAGGUCUUAUGGGUUUGGAACAACUGAGGGUAAUAAUGAUAGAAGUUUUAUUUUUGGGUGAACUAAAGCUUAAAGCCUUACACAUUCACUGCUUGCACAUUCACAAUAUUAUACACAUCCAAUUCCUCACCGCAUACUUUGAAUAUUUAAAUGGUAGGUGGGUUUAACGCAGUAUAAUCAAACCUCACAUUUAAUUGGUUGUCCCUGUUUUCUGUACAUAUAAAUAAAAGUUGAGUCAGUAAAGGAAGGCAGAAAGUAGAACUGAGAGCUUGAACAUUACACCACAGCUUCAAAGCGGUCUUUUGAUGAAGUACAGGGUGCACAGGACCAGGUUACAUAUGAGGAUAUAAUCAGUUGUGAAAAUGUUUGACAUGAGGAUUGUGGAGGACAACAGUCAAGAAAUCCAUUAUUGCUUUCCGGACAACAAUUUAUCAUGUUUCAAAGAUAUCAAACCUGAAGUGGAAUACAUUGUUUUGUAUGUUUUCAUUUCUUUAUUAUCAGUGUUCACUGUGUUUCUGAACCUGCUGGUGAUCAUCUCCAUCUCUCACUUCAAGCAGCUUCACACUCCAACCAACCUGAUUAUUCUCUCUUUGGCUGUGGCUGACCUGAUUGUGGGACUGAUUGUUAUUCCAUUAAUGGGCAUUAGAUUCAUAGAAUCAUGCUGGUACUUUGGAGAGACAUUUUGUUCUCUAUUUUUAUUUAUUAUUUUUAUGGUUAUUACGGCAUCUCUUGGUAAUUUAUUUUUUAUAUCUGUUGAUCGUUACAUUGCUGUGAGUGACCCUUUGAGAUACACAGUGAGGGUCACAACUGAUAAAGUUGUUUUUUGCAUUAUUAUAAAUUGGAUGUGUUGUGGCAUAUAUUCUGUCAUUAUCUUAUAUAAUACUAUGUUUUAUCCAGAGACACACAACAGGUGUUAUGGAGAAUGUACAGUUUCUUUUAAGUUUGAACAUUUUGUCACAGACCUCAUAGUCACUUUUGUUGCCCCUUCUUCUGUAAUCAUGUCUAUAUAUGUGAAAAUCUUCUGUGUUGCUACACAUCAGGCCAAGGUUGUAAAUUCUGUCACAGGUGUCAGCAGGUCACAAAGAAAGGCAGGAAAAACUCUGGGAAUUGUUGUCGCAGUUUUCUUUAUGUGUUGGAUACCGUAUUACAUAGUCACACUUAUUGAAGGAAAUGAGUCAACAGAAUCGGUUGAACUUCAUGUAACGUGCUGGAUUUUGUACAUGAAUUCCUGUAUGAAUCCACUUAUCUAUGCGUUGUUCUAUAAAUGGUUUAGAAUAUCAGCUAAACACAUUGUUACUCUAAAUAUAUUCAAACCAUCAUCAGAAUAUUUCAGUAUUUUCACAGAGGAUAAAUGAUUAUAUAUAUGUUUUAUAUAUAUAUAUAUAUAUAUAUAUAUAUGUGUGUGUGUAAUUAUUAAUUAUGAUUAUUACGUUGUAUUUGUAUUUAGAAGUUAAAUACUUUUAGAAUAGCAUGUCACACUGCUUGAAAUUUCAUGAAAACUACCCACGUAACAGUUUAUAAAUGUUUAUUCGAAAUCAAUACAUUUCAACAAAAUCAAUGUAAACAAACAGUGGGGCAAACCUGUGUAAAAUUAGAAAAUCAUCUGUGAAAAUAAUUGUGAAAAAAGUAAAGUAUACAUCAAAUGAAAUAAUUUAAAGGGGGACUAUAGUAAUACAGCACUUAAAAUAUAUAUUAAGAGUAAAUAAAUAUAGAUUUAAGUAAUAACUGUAUAUGUUGACCUGUUAGAGAGCAGAAAGGCUUGCAGAAAGGUUUGUUUGACACAAAGACUUGCACAUUCUUUUUGUCUCCACGUUGGUAGUGUCUGAUAUUUUUUCCUUGUGUUAUUCUUGAGAAAACUAGACAUGUUUUGUACUAUGAGCGCUAUUCCUGUUAUGAAAAAAAAGCUGUUUAACACUGGACAGACUGAAAGACACAAAUAGACCCAAAGUAAGCUUUUUCAUGAUUUUUAUUUCAGCAUUUCUGUCAGACAAUUUUUUUUCUUUCCUGAGCAUGUUUGACCCCCAAAGUCUGGUUCGUUUGACUGGUGUGAUCGCUCAAAGUGCUGUGUCUUGACCCUCUUGAAGAGGUGGGCUCGGGCGCAGUAUGCAUGUAGUGUGAACACUUACCGUGCCCUAGCAUGGAACAGCUUCUACUCUUGUGUGUGCUACUGUCAUCAUUACGACAGCAAACAUCUGCUAUUACUAUUGAGAUAGAACACUUUUCAAUUAAUUAAAUUAAUUGAAGUAUAUUUCAGGGUUUGCACCGACUAGUCGACUUUAAUGCUCUACCAUGACACUUUAAGCAUGACGUCGACUAGUCGCUGGUCAUGGCCUAUAGAGGGCGCAACAGAAUAUGAAAUCUUUGAAGUCCACAUUUACUCUCUGUAUCCAACAGUUAAUGACAAAUAAAUGCAUACUCCAAGAGUGCCCCUGAAGAUAUGUUUGAUUAUUCCAUCUGG